GUUACAUACUGUCUCGUAGCGUGUCAAGAUUUAAGGAAUUUGCUUCAGUUUGUUGAAAGUUUGUUGGAAAAAUCUUCACAAAAAUGAAUAAUAGAAAGGGUAAGAUCAGGAAUUUUAACUCGAAUCGAUUAAAUAGAAGUGUCGGGAUGACGACGGAGGAGCUUAGAUCUAGAAAAACAGCUCGGGAAGGUUUCAAAAGACCGGUUAAAGAUCUCCGUUUGAAUCUGAAGAAGACGGGGAGUAAUAAACCUGGUCCAUCUAGAGUGAUGGACGCUAGAUCUAAACUACAAGCUAAAAGAUCUGUGGAAGAGCUUGUAGAAAAGUCUAGUUUUAAUAUAGAUGAACGGAAGAAGCAGCAGAAGUCUAGUAACCAAGUUGGUAAUCGUUCUUUAAGUCUUGAUAGCGGGACGAUCAAAAUCACAGCCAAGCAGAGUUUACCUCCGAAUAGAUCAGCUGAAUUAGCAGGUAAAUCUAUCGUUAUCACAACAAAAGUGGAUCCCAAAGAUAAAUCAAAGUCUAAGCAACGUGGAAAACCAAAAGACCGUAAUCUAAAGCUGGGAGUUGGAGGGAUUACAGUUACCACUAAAGCCGCAGGCGGCUCCCCACAUAAAAAGAAGAGACAGUAUGCUGAAUUGUCACGGGACGAGGAAAGAAGGAAGGAUGAAGACUUAGAUUAUUAUCACUAUAAGAAACUGAAAGAGGAAUCAAGGUUUGAGGAAGAUUAUUUGCCAUUAAGAAACCAAAGAAAUAUGACACCACUUGCCGAGAGACUUGAUCAUGGCCCCAUACCUGAACCUCUAGGUACACCAGUAACAUCCACAAAAGUUACCAUCACUAAUCUACACCCAGCUGUUUCAAGACAAGAUAUUGAGGAAUUGUUUGGUGCUGUGGGAGUCUUAAAGAGCUGUAAGAUGCUUGGACCAGGUGCUGCAGAGGUUAUAUAUACUGUAAAAGAGGAUGCUGUCACUGCAUAUGCUAGGUACCACAACAGAAACUUAGAUGGACAGCCAAUGCAGUGUAAACUCAGUGUUGUACAGACCAUGGCAACUUACACAGCACCACUAUCAAGACCUCUGGUUCCAUUACGCUCUACAAACCCUUCCCAAAGGCUUUUACAACCCACGGUCGAACCUUACCAACCACCUAAAAGAGCAUCAUCAUCAUUGCCGUCAGAAUCGAGACCUGUGGUAUUCAAAGUCAAAAUAUAGGCUACUACUUGAUCUUUAAUGAACUUGGGGGAAAAUGUUUUCUCAAGCACAAGACAGAUUUUCUGAAUGUGCAACUCACAGACACUUGUUUGACCAAGCAUUAAUAAUGCAUGGGAGUCAAUGCAUAGUUCUUGAUAAAUUUAGUAGAUUUUCAACACCUUUAUGGGAGCAGUUGCCUUAUCCAGAUUGCUAUCAUUGUCAUCCAUUAUUUUUCUAUUAACUGGUCUGACAGCCAAUAGACGUCAAUAUUAAGAACAUUUAUUAGUGAAUGUUUGGUGAUUUAUUGUUCCUUUAUACCAUUACAAUAUUGUUCUAGAGCCUUAUACAACAGAAUAGCAUUGUUCUUUAUAUUUGUGCUGUGUUUCAGCACUCAACAAGCAUAAUUUAAACACACCCACCCAUAGAAGCAAAGAUAUCUUGGUAAUGUGCAACUUAUAUUUAAAUAAAUCUUUAGAAUUGUU
Molecule: messenger RNA, 1669 nt
Organism: Actinia tenebrosa (Australian red waratah sea anemone)
Lineage: Eukaryota; Metazoa; Cnidaria; Anthozoa; Actiniaria; Actiniidae
Biological process (GO): poly(A)+ mRNA export from nucleus
Cellular component (GO): nuclear speck; nucleus
Molecular function (GO): mRNA binding
Source: RefSeq, a predicted model, not a curated record